GCUCCCGAGGGAUGUCUUUGAAUGUCGCCUACUUUCUUGCUUCCUGUUGUCUCCCUUGCAAUCUGUAACCGCGAGACGUGUUCACUAACAAAAUGGAUCAGUACGGAUACGGAGGCAGACCGAACCCCUUUGACCAGCGGGGCGGCCCAGGUGGCGACGGAUAUUCAGCGCCUGCACCUCGCGCUCCGCCACCGGGCGCUUUCGGCCAGGGACCACGACCGGGAGGAGGGGCAGGAGGUCCGCCUAGAUAUAACCAGCCGGCAGCUGGGCGAAAUGACUACGGUCAAAGCAACGUCGAGAUGGCCCCUCUCACCCAGAAUGCCAGCUCCUUUGGCCGAGGAGACCCGAACGCGAUCCUGAAUGAGUGCCGAGAUAUCGAUAGGGGCGUCGACGAGAUCGAGCGCAACCUGAACCAGCUGAAGAUGCUGCAGGACCGGUCGCUCAACGACGCCGACACCUCGUCUGGGUCCUCGACCAGCCGACAGCUGGACAAUCUGUCGUCCGAGACUAUGACCAUGUACCGCGGUCUGACGCAGCGGGUUCGCGAGGUCAAGUCUAGCCCAGACAGCCGGCAGCCCAAGAACGCGCCGCAGGUUGGGCGCGUCGACCGCCGGCUCAAGCAGGCCAUCCAGAACUACCAGCAGGUCGAGUCGGCCUUCCGCAAGAAGACGCAGGACCAGAUGGCAAGGCAGUACCGGAUCGUGCGGCCUGACGCGUCCGAGUCUGAGGUCCGUGCCGCCGUCGAUGACAGCUCCCAAGGCGGCCAAGUCUUCCAGCAAGCCCUUAUGCAGAGCGACCGCCGCGGCCAGGCCCGUGCCGUCCUCAACGCUGUCCAGGACCGCCAGGCAGCCCUACAGAAGAUCGAGAGUCAGAUGAUCGAGCUGGCGCAGCUGUUCCAGGACAUGGACACGCUGGUCGUCCAGCAGGAGGUCCAGGUAGCCCUGAUCGAGCAGAAGGGUGAGGAGGUCGUCGAGAACCUCGAUAAGGGCAACGAGGAGAUCGCAGUCGCCGUCACGACGGCGAAGAAGACGCGGAAGAAGAAGUGGAUCUGCCUGGGCAUCUGUGUCACUAUCAUCGUUGUCAUUGUUAUCGCCGUUGUAGUCUACGUCAUGAUUAAUAAGGGAGGAAGCGGCGGAGGAGGCUCAGACGGCGGUAAGAAGCGUGGCAUCGAGGUCCGCGGUAUCCAAUUCGACGGCGACCGUCCCGUCUCCCGCAUCUACGGGCACUCUAAGAUCGUCAUUCCCGGGGUUGACUACGAACCCGAUACCACCAAGACUUCGGGGGCCGACCUUCCCGGCGGCGGUCGCCCUUUCAGCAUCGUUGCCAAGCCGCGGAACGUGGUCGGCGACCACGGCGUGCAAGUCCGCCCCCAGGUCAGCAAGCGGUUCGUUCUUGACCCGAAGUUCCGUGACAACCACAAGGGAAACUCCCAGGCCGAGAAGAGGUGGGUCAAGUUCGGAGAGGAGUGGACAGGAGACGACGCCCCCGCAGUGGAGGACCGAGGAGUGUCUUCGACGGUAGACGUCCCGGGGGUCAACAAACGAAUUGUAAUCGACCCCAAAUUCCGGGGCAACAAGAAGGGCGGCUCUCAAGCUAGCCGGCGUUGGGUCAAAUUUGGAGAGGAGUGGACAGGGGACGCUCCGACUACCCGAGAUAUCCCCCAAGUCCACAACCCCAUUGUCAUCGACCCCAAGUUCCGACACCCUAAGAAGGGCGGAAACUCCCAGACCACGCAGAGAUGGGUCAAGGUCGGAGAAGACUGGCACGGAGACGCCCCGGCCGCCUAAUAAACGUCCGCGUUCCCCGAGCGGAUGCGGGGGCCGAGAACCGAAGCCGCUGAUCAUUGUUGGAUCGGAAACUGUACAAAAGGGGACAACAGGCCAGGACAGGGAGGUCGGUCGACUGCUCUCCGUACCAUCUCGUUUUUCCUCGAUGGCUUUUGGCACGGAGUCAGGAAUAUAUUUUCCCUUUUUCCUUCCCGUUCAAGCCAUCGUUAUUGUUGAAUCUGCCUCGGCCCUCCUUUUUCCUCUUGUCAUUCUCUACACCCUCUCCGCGUAUCAACUUGACGUUGGACUCUGGAAGGACGGUGUGUCUCGACGGUUCUACUGGUCUGGGUACUCGGUCGGGGCUCUCUAUCUCACUCUCUCU
Molecule: messenger RNA, 2148 nt
Organism: Phialemonium atrogriseum
Lineage: Eukaryota; Fungi; Ascomycota; Sordariomycetes; Cephalothecales; Cephalothecaceae
Product: t-SNARE
Exons: 4
Coding region: 93-1787 (564 amino acids)
Biological process (GO): intracellular protein transport; vesicle fusion; exocytosis
Cellular component (GO): endomembrane system; plasma membrane; SNARE complex
Molecular function (GO): SNARE binding; SNAP receptor activity
Source: RefSeq, a predicted model, not a curated record